Molecule: messenger RNA, 418 nt
Organism: Rotaria sp. Silwood2
Lineage: Eukaryota; Metazoa; Rotifera; Eurotatoria; Philodinida; Philodinidae
Source: the annotation of a GenBank genome assembly
AUGUCUUCUUCACAAAUCGAAUGGAAUUGCUCUCGUUGUGGAUCUGCUGUAACUGAUCGUCGAAAAUACUGUACCGAUUGUCACUUAGUGUUAACUUGGACAUGUACUGGCUCAGGAAAAUCUGGUUUGUACACGAAUUAUUAUCGUCAUUGUGACCGCUGUAGUUAUUGUACACCAGAACUUGAAGAAGAAAAACAACAGAAAAUGGAGGAAAAACAACAACAGUUUCAAGCUUUAAAUGAUAGUGAGUAACAUUAUUCCUCUUUACUGAAUAGAUUAUUAAAGGUUAUAUGAAAAUUUAAAAUUAUUUAUUUGUAAGCAUAAAUUUAUUUUAUGUUAUUUUUCCUUUAUUUUCUUUUAUUCUUCUAUGUAGAUGUUCUUGUACAGAAUGAUAAUGUACAUCUGUAGAUGGUGAUGG